Molecule: messenger RNA, 435 nt
Organism: Cladophialophora immunda
Lineage: Eukaryota; Fungi; Ascomycota; Eurotiomycetes; Chaetothyriales; Herpotrichiellaceae
Exons: 1
Coding region: 1-435 (144 amino acids)
Source: RefSeq, a predicted model, not a curated record
AUGUUCAACUUCACGCUCAAGACGGCCAAGGCCCGUGACGGAUAUCUCAGGCAAACUGGUAAGCCCGUCGGGCAGCUACACGGCCUAUCGGUCUCCACCAAGGACUGCUUUAACGUUGUCGACAAGCCUGUGGAGCGCAACGCCGCGGUGGCCGACAUCCUUCUGAAUGGCGACGUAGUGCUGUAUGUCAAGACCAAUGUGCCGGCGGCCAUGAUGAUGCUCGCGACGGUGAACACCGUGACGGGGCGGACGCUGAAUCCGUUGGAUCGUGGGCUGGCAGCUCCAGGGCCACUUGAUUGCUCUGACGGCUCGUAUAUCGCGGACGCUAUGCACAACAUGUCUUCGAGUCUGAAUGCCUCGACUCAAAGGACAAGUAUUCGGGAAUGUGCACCCACUCAGAACGUUUGCAAGUCGUCAAGUCGUCAAGUCGUUUGA